Molecule: messenger RNA, 1641 nt
Organism: Arachis stenosperma
Lineage: Eukaryota; Viridiplantae; Streptophyta; Magnoliopsida; Fabales; Fabaceae
Product: thioredoxin-like protein HCF164, chloroplastic
Exons: 5
Coding region: 601-1392 (263 amino acids)
Biological process (GO): cytochrome b6f complex assembly
Cellular component (GO): chloroplast thylakoid membrane
Source: RefSeq, a predicted model, not a curated record
UUCUCAGUUCUCACUUCUCACUUCUCAGUCCCUCACAUAUCUCCCACACACCAGAGACUAGAGACCUAAACCGUACCACUCAACCCCACGCCCCACCUUCUUCAUCGCCGAGCUACUCUCUAUCUGCGGGAGGGUGUCGUCUCCGUCGGCCUAGCCUCAAUCGAGCCUCCACCUUCUCCUCUCGGCGUCGCUCACGUGCACAGAACCCACGGGGUCCUUUGUUUUCUCCCGUUUCCAACAUCGCUCCUGUCAUCCAUUUUCCCGCCGGCGCUCUUCGUUUCUCCGUCCCAGUCCUCUUCUCAGCGUAGCGGUGGUUCGUUCUCUCCUCGGAAUCUCUCUGUCUUCAAGCGCUCUCUCUCUCCGAGCUCACUCUCUCUCACCGCGAACGUCUCUGCUUGCGCCCAGCCGUCUUCUCCUCGCCGUCACCUUCGUUCUCUCCUCCGCGUCUCUCUCUCUUCAAGUUCUCUCCAUCCGAGCUCACUCUCUCUCACCAUUGUAGUAGUUGCUUGCAGGUGGUCUCUACCUCGUGCUUCCCUGCUUCCUUGGAGCCUAGUAACCUGCCAAAAGCAACAAGAGGAUUUAUUUUGUCUUUCUCCCUCAAUGGCUUGCUUCUGCCCAAGGCCCAUCAGCCUCAACAGGUUUGGACCAUCCCCGCAAAUCCCUCAACCUCCUCGAAUCAUUGCAAAUCCUCAGCAACGUCUCAAGAGAACCCGGAAAUUCAUAACCUUAGCUUGCCAAACAAAUCCAAACCUCGACGACACCUCUACAAAGGAAAGGUUGGUUGUUGAGCCAAGCAAUAGUAAGGGAACGAGUUCCCCCCAAGAUGCUGCUGCUCCUUCUUCUUCUUCUUCCCCUCCUGGCCUUCCUGAAUUACCGAACAAAGAUACUAACAGGAAGAUAGCAAUUGUUUCUAUUUUAGCUGCUUGGGGUCUUUUCUUGUCUUCAAGGUUGGAUUUUGGUGUUUCCUUGAAGGAUCUCACUGCCCUUGCAUUGCCCUAUGAAGAGGCACUGUCCAAUGGAAAGCCCACUGUAGUGGAGUUUUAUGCAGAUUGGUGUGAAGUAUGCCGGGAAUUAGCUCCAGAUGUGUACAAAGUAGAGCAGCAAUACAAGGAUCAAGUGAAUUUUGUUAUGUUGAAUGUGGAUAAUACCAAGUGGGAGCAAGAGCUUGAUGAGUUUGGUGUUGAGGGUAUUCCACAUUUUGCCUUCCUUGACAAAGAUGGAAAUGAGGAGGGGAAUGUGGUAGGGAGGCUCCCAAGGAAGUACCUGCUCGAAAAUGUUGACGCGCUUGCUCGUGGCGAAAAUUCAGUGCCACAUGCUCGUGUUAUGGGACAAUAUUCGAGUGCUGAAGCAAGAAAGGUGCACCAAGUUGUUGAUCCUAGAAGUCAUGGCUAAAUUUCCCUGGUAAAAUACAUUCUGUUAUUGUUCCUAAGAAACUGCUUCUGAAGAGGCAGUUCAUUUCUCUUGUAUGCUGCCAUUCAUGUUCAUCACAAGUUUACUGUAUCAUGAACAUAAUUUCCUCAACCCAAAUGCCGAAUUGUUGGGGCAAAUGUUUGUAUCCAAGACAACCAUCUAGACUAGAUAUGUAUAUACAUGAUAUCUCAGUCUUAACAAUUAUAUGCUUACAUGUUAUUUUAGUAGUUA